AUGACCUACGCAAGGACUGAAGGCGAUUACAAAGCUAACAGGGAUGAGUUUAAGGCCGUGGCAUGCCGUGACGGGGUUUCCACUCUCUGGGAAUACUUUGUGGAGAAAUGGGAUUCAUGCGCCGACAUGUGGGUGAUGUUGCACCGAGUUGAUCAGCCACACUUCAACAAUCAUACAAAUAAUCGUGUUGAGAGCUUGUUCGGAAAGAUCAAGCAGAACGUCAAGUCCCACGUAUCGAUGCAUAGCUCUCUAGAAGUGCUUUUGGCAAUUCAACGUCGGAUGGAGGAAGAAUAUCGUGCUCACGUGGAGAUGCCUGGUACUUUACGAGAUACAAGCUACUCGGAGGAGAUGAAUAUAGUGCUGGGGAUGACUACUCGUUGGGUGGCUUCGGCGAUUGAGGGUGAAAACAAAGUGGCGGUGGCUAAAGAAUACCAGGAUCGAUAUACUUUGAAGACGAUGGGGUAUCGGUGA
Messenger RNA from Phytophthora nicotianae INRA-310, 471 nucleotides. RefSeq lists its product as hypothetical. The transcript has a single exon. Bases 1 to 471 code for a protein of 156 amino acids. The record is from RefSeq and is a predicted model, not a curated record. Lineage: Eukaryota; Oomycota; Peronosporomycetes; Peronosporales; Peronosporaceae.